Molecule: messenger RNA, 2284 nt
Organism: Menidia menidia (Atlantic silverside)
Lineage: Eukaryota; Metazoa; Chordata; Actinopteri; Atheriniformes; Atherinopsidae
Source: the annotation of a GenBank genome assembly
CGGAGUUGCCCACCCCUGAUGAGCACUGAAUCCAGGAUGGGAAUCCACCCAUGUGCUGACGUCACUGGGUCGCUGACAAGUUGGUGGUGCCGGAAGAAAAGAUGGCGGAUCAUGAGGAGCAGCUAUCCGACGAGGAAAAGGUUCGUAUAGCAGCUAACUUCGUCAUCCAUGCUCCGCCAGGAGAGUUCAACGAAGUUUUCAAUGAUGUGCGAUUGCUGCUCAACAAUGACAAUCUUCUCAGGGAGGGUGCAGCGCAUGCAUUUGCACAGUACAACUUGGACCAGUUUACCCCUGUGAAAAUCGAGGGCUAUGAAGAACAGGUCUUAAUCACAGAGCAUGGUGACCUUGGGAACGGUCGGGUUUUGGACCCCAAGAAUAAAAUCUCCUUUAAGUUUGACCAUCUGAGAAAAGAGGCCAGUGACCCACGGCCCCAUGAUGUGGACAGCUCUCUGGAAGGCUGGCGGAGUGCUGUGGACUCUGCCGUGAGGGCCUAUGUCAAGGAGCACUAUCCCUGUGGAGUGUGCACUAUUUACGGGAAAACCAUUGACGGGCAUCAAACCAUCAUCGUAUGCAUCGAAUGCCAUCAGUUUCAACCCAAAAAUUUCUGGAAUGGACGAUGGAGGUCAGAGUGGAAAUUUACCAUCUCCCCCUCCACCACUCAAGUGGCAGGGAUAAUGAAAAUACAGGUUCAUUACUAUGAAGAUGGAAAUGUUCAGCUCGUGAGCCAUAAAGAGGUUCAAGAGUCCAUGUCAAUUUUAAAUGAGGCUUCAACUGCAAAGGAGUUUGUCAAGAUCAUGGAGGCUGCAGAGAACGACUAUCAAACGGCCAUCAAUGAGAAUUACCAGACCAUGUCGGACACUACCUUCAAAGCCUUACGCCGCCAGCUUCCUGUGACACGCACCAAGAUUGACUGGAACAAGAUCCUGAGCUACAAGAUUGGCAAGGAGAUGCAAAAUGCUUAAAAACAAACGAGAAGAUAGAAGACAGAUCACCUUACCCCCUCUAAAACAACAUUGCAUGACUGGAUAGUUGUAUUGUUUUUGUACAAAAAAAAAUCAGUAAAAGGGCAAAGAAAGGUUUGGUCUCACAGCCGGACGUCACGUUACACAUAGAGCUACUGCCUUUCUUUACACAGAAACUGUUAAGUCCUCUGUAUACUGGGUCUAUGAUGAAAAAGGUUGUUUAAGGAAAAAUAAAACUCGAACACAUAGGAAUGAAGGCUAACACUUGUAUGCAAAAAUACCCAUAUUGAGUACAAUUUCAUGUGUGCAAUAUUUAUUGUGUUAGUGAGACCACACCUUUAGUUUGUCCCAAUGAAAAACAGUUCAAAAUAUGGUGAGAAACGAAUAAUCUUUUGGGAGAAUCUAGUUUUCAUCUACUGCAAAGUUCAGAUGGAACAGCUAAAACCAGUUACUUUCAUUUCACAAUUAAUGACCCAUACACUUAAUUUUAAAAAUUUGAAACGCAAAGAAAAUGGUUUUGUGUUCAUUGACUGGUAUCUUAGGCCAUGCAACUACCACUGUCGGCCACUCAGUGUUCUUUUUUUGGUACUUCCCGCUCCGUCUGUCCUGUAUGUGCGAUUUCAAGCUUGCAGUGCUCCUGGCUUGAUAUCCUUUUUGACUUGGCAUUGUCAGAACUCUCAUUCAAUGAAGGGAGUUUUGUGACUACAUAACAAGCCUAAUUAAAAAGUCAUGAAUUGCUAAAUAAUGUGCAUAAUGUCCAAUUUACAAUAAAAUCGAGAAGUAUCACUUUCUCCUCCAGUGCUUAUUUUUAAUAACAACAGAAUCUGACUGUAUUAUAUGACAAGGCACACUGUAAUAUAUACCUGUAUGAAACAUCCUGUCAGUUUGGUGAUUUAUUUCCAUGAGAGUAAUUGUAAUUCAGUCACAAUUAUGUUGCAUUAAAUGACGAAUUUUCUAUUUGCUGACUCACUCUUCUUGUCUAAAAGUUAUAGUUUUUAAAAAUAUGUUAAACUUACCAUACCACUCUUUACCCUAAUGUGUUCUACUUGACUGCAAUUUGGUCCCAAGAAUCCAAUAAUUUUUUGGCGGAAUACAGUCUCAUAAUUUCUACUACACACCGGUAUUGUGAUAUUAUGUCAUUCACUUGGCUGAAAGGGAUCAACUGUGAAACUAAAGCAUGCCUUUUCGUGAGCCAUUCUUUUGCUAUAAAAGAUUACACAAUAGGGCAAUUGAAUCACAUUCAUUUUGAGACAACUAAAAUGGGUAUUUGGCAUUUGUUUGGUUAAAAGAUAGAAUUGAAUUUGAAUUAAAACAUUUUUCAA